This is a messenger RNA of Lacerta agilis (Sand lizard), 559 nucleotides long. RefSeq names its product transmembrane protein 244 (gene TMEM244). The record is from RefSeq and is a predicted model, not a curated record. The coding region runs from base 131 to 460 and encodes 109 amino acids. The transcript is spliced from 6 exons. NCBI's taxonomy places the organism in Eukaryota, Metazoa, Chordata, Lepidosauria, Squamata, Lacertidae.
GAAGCCAAGAACGACAACCUGUGGAUUCUCCAUAAGAAUUGUUUUGCUCAAUCUCCUACUAUGUGUGAUCAUAUUCUACUCUGUGUAUUAUGUGGUCCUAUGCUUUUGUUUCACAGCGUUCAGGCUGCAGAUGUUGGAUGGACUGGGACCAUUUGACUUCAAGACCAGCCCAUCAUGGAUUCACCCAUAUUAUUUAGUUCUUCUAGUGUCACUGGAAAUAACCUAUCUCGUCUCUGGACUGCUCUUUGUGUUGGUUGUAGAAGAAUGGGUUUGGGAUUAUGCGGUGACUGUUACAGUCAUUCACAUCACCAUAACUGCGGCUGUAUGUCUGAUUCCCGCUGACAUUGCACUGGUGGCAGCUUUAGGUUCGGGCCUAAUUUUGAUGAUUUGUGUUGGACAAAGUUUGGCUUACUACCUGUUCAAAGACAACUUUAUUUAUCCAGUUCUGGAUAAUUUCUGAAAAGCAUUUUUUCAGUGCCUACGUUGCUUUUUGAAAAUGCACAUGGAUGUGUGGGCCAACGCUAGCAUGUAGUUUUCAGUAGAUCAGAAUUCUAUACAC